This is a messenger RNA of Ceratosolen solmsi marchali, 1705 nucleotides long. Its product is annotated as transmembrane protein adipocyte-associated 1 homolog. Gene Ontology annotation, cellular component: plasma membrane. The record is from RefSeq and is a predicted model, not a curated record. Gene Ontology annotation, molecular function: G protein-coupled receptor activity. The coding region runs from base 9 to 1676 and encodes 555 amino acids. The transcript has 6 exons. NCBI's taxonomy places the organism in Eukaryota, Metazoa, Arthropoda, Insecta, Hymenoptera, Agaonidae. Gene Ontology annotation, biological process: G protein-coupled receptor signaling pathway.
UAUUUAAGAUGUACGGCGAUGGAGAGCUAGAAGUCUCGGAAGGAUGGAGACAGAUCAGAGACUUGAGUACAACAACAGAUCCAAAUAUAAGUUCCACUGUUCACGAGGAGGAGCACUUUUGUAAAUUAAUAUUGUACAAGGAUAUAAGAGAUUCAAGAGUAAGAAUAUGGGAUGUGAUUAUUUUAAUACCGAAUCUUCUAUUUCUUCUUUUUAUUGCUGUAAGAUUUAAUCGAGCUAGGCUAAAACUCAGAGCGACAAGUAGUCCUAUAUAUUUAGCAUUUUAUGGCCUUGUUAUUUGUAGUGUUGUGAUAUCAGUUAUUCGAUGUGUAGUGUCAAUGACAAUUAAUGCGGCUACGAGUGUCGGUGGUAAGGCGGAUAAGGUGUUAUGGGUCACGGUUAGAUUUUUCUUACUGUCCACAGAAAUGAGCGUUGUCAUUUUUGGCCUUGCUUUUGGUCAUCUGGACAGCCGUUCGAGCAUACGUAGAGUUCUUCUAGCAACAUCUUUUAUAGCGCUGGUUUUUACAAUAACUCAAGGUACUCUUGAAUUAGUAUUACCCGAUGAUACGUUCCAUAUACCGAGCAGAGAUUUCUACGUGUUUGGUCAUGGUGGAAUGAUGUUCUGGUUUUGUAGCAGCAUAGUUUUUACAAUGAUUUAUGUAUUUAUACUGAUUCUGCCAUGCACAAGAUUACGAGAAAGACUCCCUCUCCCUACUCGAAAAGGUUUUUAUGUAUAUACCAGCCUUCUGGCAACAUUGGAUUUAGUUCAAUCAAUAGGGGCUGGUUUAUUAAACUAUACUCAAAUUCCUGCAGGACUAUGUGUUGUCGAUCUAACAGCUGCAAUGUACUUGACAUUAUUUACGCCUUUAGUAUAUCACACAUUCCUUACAGAAUUCUUAGGAGUAUCGCAGCCAUCGAUAAUGUUCUCCUACAAGGCCCAGGUAGACGAUGCGAUGGAUGAGGACACGGUUUCCCUACCCCACCAGCAGAGCUUCUCCUCCUUGAAGACGGACAGCGAUUACAUAUACCAGGUCCAUACCCCGUGUUUUCACGCUCCGCUCUUUCAUUUCCAGUGUCUAAUGAAGCCGAACCCCAAAAGCGCCGCGGCGAGAUUAGCCGGAAGCUCGUCGCACGCGACUCUCCUCUAUCCAGAAUACUGCGCCCAAAGGCGAAUUCAUCCCACAUCACGACUGGGUAUCCAAACGAGUGCCCCGGACUUGAGAAUGCUAAGCUUGACGCCAGAUGCGAAACGUGGAUUCAAGGAGGACACCGCUAGCGUUUCGAAUUUGCUACUAUCGCCAAGCACAGCCAGCAAAUUCAUUUUCAAGCCCGGGAGCAACAGUAGCAAAGCCAAUCUCUUCUCCGCCAGCGGCAACAAAAGUAACCAAAGUCUGCCGAUAGCGGGGACGAGUGGCGGCAGUCUAGCGACGCUUAAGCAAGAUAGCGGCUCCACGAAGCUGGAGAGUAAUUUGCAGAAUUUUUUGGAGCGUAGCGAAACUCGCGUUGAGAAAAGCGAGAGAAAUAAAUAUUCAGCCGCUACCGGGCUAAGCGAAUAUUUGAGUCAGAUGCGCAAUAGCGGUAGCGACGAUAAUGAUGACAAUGAUGAUGUGGAAGUGACGAUGCUCCCGCCGAAAUCUAAGAAUUCGUCAUCACCAUCCUCUCGCAGUGAAGCGCUGUGAAUUAAUUCCUAAUUCUACUUUCUUUUUCU